Molecule: messenger RNA, 1137 nt
Organism: Striga hermonthica
Lineage: Eukaryota; Viridiplantae; Streptophyta; Magnoliopsida; Lamiales; Orobanchaceae
Source: the annotation of a GenBank genome assembly
AUGGAGGUGUCCGACGGCAGCAACAACAGCAUAGAGAUGGAAAGGGAGCGGCUACUUGCCGAGGUCGCGAUAUCCGAGGACUCCUCGUCGGUGGUCAUCAAAAUCCGUCGGAGGCUCCCCGAUUUCCUCCAGUCGGUGAAGCUCAAGUACGUGAAGCUCGGGUACGGCUACUCGUGCAACCCGGCCACCGCACUCCUCCUCCUCGCCGGCCUGCCGCUGUUCGCCGCCACGUGCGUGCAGCUCACGCGCCUGGUCUUCCGGCUCGACGUCCCAGCCCUCUUCUCCGACAACUACCUGCGCGUGGCCCAGACGGCCCUCCUCCUGGACACCGCCACCGUCCUCGUCGGCUCCCUCGCCCUCAUCUUCCUCCUCGCCGUAUACUGGGCCAAGAAGCCCCGCCCCGUCUACUUACUCGACUUCGCCUGCUACAAGCCCGAGGACGAGAGGAAGCUCUCCGUCGAGGGGUUCCUCAAGAUGACCGAGCGGACCGGCGGAUUUGAGGAAGAGUCGGAUCGGGCCCGGGCCAAGUACGAGCUCUCCCAGACCGUCCGGACACACCGCGGGGCUGACCCAGGCAGCUACGGGUGCGUGUACCAGCGGGAGGACGAUAGCGGGCUCGUGGGGGUCAGCCUGGCCCGUGGGCUCAUGGCAGUGGCUGGGGACGCCCUCAAGACCAACAUAACGACCCUGGGCCCGCUCGUCCUCCCGUGGUCCGAGCAGUUGACAUUCUUGCUCACCUUGGUGAGGAGGAAGGUGGUGGGGGCUCGUGUGAGGCCGUACAUACCGGACUUCAGGCUUGCGUUUGAGCACUUCUGUGUGCACGCAGGCGGGCGGGCAGUGCUUGAUGCCAUCCAAGAGAAUCUUGGCCUGAGCGAGCGGGACAUGGAGCCUUCAAGGAUGACUCUGCACAGGUUUGGGAACACGUCGAGCAGCUCGUUGUGGUACGAGCUGGCGUAUGUGGAGGCCAAGGGACGGGUGGGGAAGGGGGACCGGGUGUGGCAGAUUGCUUUUGGGUCGGGCUUCAAGUGUAAUAGUGCGGUUUGGAGGGCGAUGAGGAGGAUUCCCGAGAAAGAGUGUGAAGGAAACCCGUGGUUCGACUGCGUGGAUAAGUACCCGGUUGAGGUGCAGCAGGCGUGA